Molecule: messenger RNA, 902 nt
Organism: Pyrus x bretschneideri (Chinese white pear)
Lineage: Eukaryota; Viridiplantae; Streptophyta; Magnoliopsida; Rosales; Rosaceae
Exons: 2
Coding region: 69-656 (195 amino acids)
Molecular function (GO): nucleic acid binding; zinc ion binding
Source: RefSeq, a predicted model, not a curated record
UCAAACUUAAUUCAUCCAAUCUCUCUCUUUUCGUCCCAAUAAAAUCUCUCUCUCUCUCUGACAAAACCAUGAGCCGCCGAGUAGCCGGACCAGGAUCAGAAUCCGGAAGCCCCAAAUUCGCUCGCCUCUCUCGUUCUCUCUCAAUCAAAACCAUGGAGGACCGCCGACUCGAAGUCACCAGGUCCAAUUUCAAGUCCGUCGCCGGACCGAAGAAACUCCGAGAUAUGAAGAAAACGGCGGUUAAAGACUCUCCAACUCAACUCAAAAAUGAAAAUGUUGUUCAAGAGGGUAUGGCUCAACUCCAACUUAACGAGGAGAAUACUACUACACCAAAACCAGAAGAGAGGAAAAUGCACAGAGCAGUCGUAUUUACUAGACCUAUCAAAUUCACAAUCCCUUGUAAAGUUUGCGGAGUGGUUGGCCACUUGAAUGAUGAUUGCCCCUACAUGAUACGUGUUCCAAACAAUGUAACUGAGGUUGGCAAGGGCUAUGAAAUAGUUACCUUCCGUGGUAAGAGGCAUGCUGAAAGUAUGGUAUGUGGUUAUUGUCAUAUCGGUGCUGACCAUCAGAACGAUGACUGCCCGCAUAAGAGCAAAAUCAUUGCACGAAGAAACUCCCUUCGGAAGGCCUCUCCUGCAGGUCCUCUCACCUCCUGAUCUUGCUGAUGCUCAGGAUUGGCAUGCUGCUGCUGUUGGAGGAUUAUAUCUACUCUUGUCUUGGAAUGUUGCUGUCCUCCGUAUUUUCGUUGGGUUGAGCACUCUUAGUCGAUCUGUAUUUUUGUCUAAAUAUUUUUGUUGAAGUUUGGUGACACCAAAAUACUAUUCACCUUUUCCAUUCUCUAUUCUCCUUAAAAAGUAAGGACCUUGAAAGAAUUUAAGAGACUUCAUAAUGCAAUUUAAGUA